UUUAGCUACGAAUGGACAACCACAUAUUGGUCACAUUUCAGCCCUAAAACUCCCAGGGACCUUCUGGAUAUCAGCUUUAUUUAUUGAUCUCUUUGGCAAUUAUGUUGUGGAUUUUUUUGAUACUGCUCAUCGACAGCUUUAAGGGUUUAUCUGGAGGAGAACAUGAGACGCUGUGCACCUCCAAUGCCUGCUUUACACUGCAUAUGGACAGGGUGAGCUUUGAGAAGGCCGGUCAGAACUGUGUCCACAAUGGAGGUUGUCUGAUGACAGUCAGAAACCUAGAAGAAGAGGAUGUGCUGCGAUCGCUUCUCUCACAGAUCCAAAGACAACCUCAGGACAGGGGGCUUGAAUUUUGGAUUGGAUUAAAACUGCACAGAGGGAACUGUGUGUCGGCUGACAAGAGUCUCAGGGGGUUUAAGUGGCUAUCUGGAAAGGAAGAUUCCAACUACUCCAACUGGGAAAAAGAACCUGUCACCACAUGCACAAAGGAGAGAUGUGUAAAGGUUCAUUACACUGUAUCGGGUCAGAACCAACUGAAAUGGACUGCUGGAUCUUGCAAAAGCCCUACUUUUUAUGCAUGUAGGUUUUAUUUUCAGGGAAUGUGUAGACCUUUGGCUCUAUUGGGGCCUGGACAAAUCACCUACACAGUGCCCUUCUCAGAAGAGCCACAAAGAAGUGAAAUGCAAUUAUUUCCGCUCGGAACAUAUGCUGUAAUUUCCUGUAGUGAACAACAGUCUGAUUACUCUGUGUGCAGGGGGAUGGACAGCAGCUUUGGCUGGACUGUCCCUGGUCCAUUUUGCAAAACAAGAAAGCGCUAUUGCGCGGUAAACAACGGCGGAUGUGAACAUUUGUGCCACCAGGACACAGAUGAAGUUCGGUGCUUUUGCAAAGAAGGUUACGACUUGGAUGAGGAUGGACUCACUUGCAGAAUAAAAGCCAUGUGCGGCGCUGAAACCUGUGAGCAUCAGUGCGUAAUGGGGGAAUCUGGGUAUACCUGCAAAUGUCCAGACGGGUUCGAACUAGAGGCGAACCAGCGUAACUGCUCUGACAUUGAUGAAUGCCAGUCACAAGCCUGUAAGCAUCACGUGUGCCUUAAUACGCACGGCAGUUACACGUGUGCGUGUCAAGGAGGCUACGAAAGGGUUGGCGAUAAAUGCAUUGAUAUUGAUGAGUGCACGCAAGUGAGAUGCGAGGACAGCUGCUCGAACAGUAUCGGAUCCUUCUCUUGUCACUGCAAUGAAGGCUUCACUUUAUCCGAGGACGGCCACUCGUGUGUGGAUAAUAAUGAAUGCGUCAGUAAUCUCUGUCAGUUCAAAUGCGUCAAUACGGUAGGCAGCUUCUUGUGCACCUGCCCGCAAGGCUUCCACAUGGAGGCCGAUGGAUCGACCUGCGCUCCAGAUGUGACAGAAAUAUCGGCUGCUUUAUCUGAUGACCCAGCGGGGGAGGAAACGCAAGAGAACUUCACCGAGUCCUUAACCAGAACCACGGUCGAGCUCCAAAACCAGUCCCCUCACACUGACGCGACGAUUCUGGACCUGGUGAACGAUACGCGCGGGGAUCAGCAAAGCAACACAUCCUUGGUGACAGGUUUUACCAAGACAGUUAAUUCCAGGAUGAUGGUCUGCAUCCUCGGUUCAGUCAUCCCUCUGCUGCUUUUGGUGGCAGUGACUCUGGCUAUUGCAAUUGUUAGAUGCAGUCGCUCCAAAAAAGCAGCUAAGAAAAGUACCACCACAGAUGGUUACUGUUGGGUGCCCUCUGGUUUGGACUCGCGUUUAGAGAAACUAUAUGAGUCCAUCUUGACUGAUGACCUAUGACCUGAUAGUGAUGAA
Messenger RNA from Anarrhichthys ocellatus (wolf-eel), 1829 nucleotides. It is a transcript of the gene cd93, whose product is annotated as CD93 molecule. The record is from RefSeq and is a predicted model, not a curated record. Gene Ontology annotation, molecular function: calcium ion binding. The transcript has a single exon. NCBI's taxonomy places the organism in Eukaryota, Metazoa, Chordata, Actinopteri, Perciformes, Anarhichadidae. The coding region runs from base 102 to 1814 and encodes 570 amino acids.